AUGUCUCGUCUAAUCCUCCUCAUCAGCCUCGUCGUAAGCCUGCUGGGCAACUUUUGCUUUGCGAGCCCGUCCAGGACCCAUGCUGUGGCUGCACGGACUCACAAACGCGCGGACUGUACUCCCACCCUCACCGGGCUCGGGGAGAGUUCGUCGGCCGAAUGGAUCCUGGGUAAAAAGCCCACCGGACAGCAGGUCCUUGUAUCAUUGAGUGCCGACAAGCAGGUCCUGCAGGUGCGAUACCCGUCUUACAAGGAUUACCAAUAUCAAACGGUGAGUGUGUGGCUGGGAACCAGUCGACCGACCGAUACCAACCCCGGAGGCUAUCCGUGGGGCUCGAACAAGGGAUCCCCGCGGUGCACGGUCGCGGGCGCCACCGCAUCCUGCGAUAUCCCGCUGAGCGAGGUCCUGCCGAAUGACAACCGGUGCCCGGACAAGACCAUCUACAUUGUGACGCAUGCCAGCGUGAAAAGUCCCACGCUGGGUGCCGAAGGUGGAACCGCUGGCGGCAGCCCCGCGAGCCCGACCAGCUCUGCCGUCCCUGCGCAAUGCAUCAAGACAUCCUGUAAUCCCUGGUUCACCUUCUGGAGCUUCACCACCAAGUGUGAGUGCGACGAUGGCGGACAGUGGUGCGAUUUCGGCUCCGCGUUCGGGCAUUCAGCGUCCCCACCAGGGGUCGCACUGGAGUGCAACCCACCCUGGGGAUGGUCGAACCAGAUCGACUCGGCCCCGCUCGGGGGAACGCUGUGGGUGGGCGGUCUCCCCAACUACAACGAUAUCAACGUCAACGCCGUCAAUGUCGGGCCCUUCACGGCCUUUUUUGGGGACAGACAGGUCCAUUUCAGGUACGUCGUGGACGUCGACUACCGACUGACCGCCGUCCAUGCGCAUGUCGCCUGUUCACCGUCCCUCACCACGUGUUCCCUGGACCAGUAUGCGAUCAAAAUCGACGGUUUGGCGGUCCAGGAGUAUGAGACCCCUUCAGUGUCUGUGGACUGCAACAAGCCGUAUAUCAUUGUGCAUGCCAGGAUCCAGAAGAAGAAAACGGAAACGACAUGCCCUUCUCCCCGGAACACCGGUGCGCAUUGA
Messenger RNA from Aspergillus brunneoviolaceus CBS 621.78, 1086 nucleotides. RefSeq lists its product as uncharacterized. Lineage: Eukaryota; Fungi; Ascomycota; Eurotiomycetes; Eurotiales; Aspergillaceae. The coding region runs from base 1 to 1086 and encodes 361 amino acids. The record is from RefSeq and is a predicted model, not a curated record. The transcript has a single exon.